Messenger RNA from Labrus bergylta (ballan wrasse), 1053 nucleotides. The record is from RefSeq and is a predicted model, not a curated record. Lineage: Eukaryota; Metazoa; Chordata; Actinopteri; Labriformes; Labridae.
GAUCCCAAACAAAGACGCUUCUUCAAGUCUAACGAUAUCUAUGAGCUCUUCACGCUGACUGACCCAGAUGGAGCUCAGGGAACAGAGACCAGUGCCAUAUUUGCAGGUACUGGCUCUGAUGUCAAAGCACCCAAGAAACCCGAGAGGCCGAGGUCCUCACACAAUGUGAGACACGGCAGCUCCGGGCUUAAACACUCCUCAGCAGACCAGAAUGAAGCUGGUUCAGACAGGAGACACUCCUCAGCAAACAUUCCUGCUGUAAGAGAUGGAAAAACAUCUCCGUGCAGUCAAAUCUCUCAGGGUAAAUCCAAUGACACGAUGGACACCCAAAGCGGUACGGGUGUAGAACCACAUCUUUCAGCAAAUGCUCAACAAACAGGACAGAAUAACUGUGACGCCGCCAAACACUCCAACACGCUGAGCUCUGAACAACACGGAGACUCUGCUCUAAGCAGCCCACAGAAACACAGAGAGAAGAGGAAGCACUGCGACUCCUCUGGCUCAGACAAACGCAAACAUAAGAAGAGAAAACACUCCAAGGAUGCUCGCUUUGAAGGCCACCGCAUCUCUCACUUGGUAAAGAAAAGGAACUUUAAUAAAGAGGUCGGUGAAGAGAACGAGGCCGACAACCCGAAGAAAUCAGACGAUUACGUCUUGGCAAAGCUCUUCAGGAAAUCUGGUAUCCACAGUGUGAUGCAGCAUGACGCCAUCAUAGAGUCCUCCAACCCUGACUACGUCCUGGUGGAGGCCGAAGCUAACAGGGUGGCCAAAGACGCCAUGAGAGCACUAAAGGUUUCUCGCCAGAAGUGCAGGCUGCCGUUCAACAGACCCCCUCCUCCACCUGCAAGGAAACGGUUUGGACAAAAGAAGAAUUCUCUCCUGGUUGAUAAUUCAGUCAAAUCCGUCUCUACAUCAAGCAAAUGCAAGGAUGCUGCUAUUAUAAAGAAGUCUGUUUCAAAGAAGCCAGGAUCAGCAGCUCUUUUCAGCGGGAGGCGGCAGAGAGCGAACCAAACUCCGCCCCGCUCUCCUCCUCCUCCCUGCUGGCCAAGAUGA